GCUUCCGGCGGCGAUGGCGGCCAAGCGGAGCACGGACGAGAUGCGGGAGCGCGUGGUGCUGGGCGAGUUCGGCGUCCGCAACGUCCACACCACCGAUUUCCCCGGCAACUACCCCGGCUACGACGACGCGUGGGACCCGCGGCGCUUCGAGGAGGCGUUCCGCGUGGACGUGGUGAGGGAGGAGGACGGCCUGCUGGAGUUCGACAUGGUGGGAAUCGACGCGGCCAUCGCCAACGCCUUCCGCCGCAUCCUGCUCGCCGAGGUGCCAACGAUGGCUGUGGAAAAAGUGUUUGUGUACAACAACACGUCCAUCGUGCAGGAUGAGAUCCUGGCGCACCGCCUGGGCCUUAUUCCCAUCCGGGCCGACCCUCGACUCUUUGAGUACAGGAACCAAGGAGACGAAGAGGGGACGGAAAUUGAUACUCUGCAGUUCCAGCUGAAAAUAAAAUGCAGCCGGAAUCCUCAGGCAGCCAAGGAAUCAUCAGACCCAAAUGAACUGUAUUUCAAUCACAAAGUGUACAGUAAGCACAUGACAUGGGUGCCCUUGGGGAAUCAGACAGACCUCUUUCCAGAUGCUGACUUCCGACCUGUCCAUGAUGACAUCCUCAUAGCACUGCUGCGACCUGGCCAGGAAAUAGAUGUGCUCAUGCAUUGUGUCAAGGGCAUAGGUAAAGAUCAUGCCAAGUUUUCUCCUGUGGCCACAGCUAGUUAUCGACUGCUUCCUGACAUUACUCUCCUGCAGCCUAUUGAGGAUGAGGCAGCUGAGACGUUACAGAAGUGCUUUUCCCCUGGAGUCAUCGAGAUCCAGAACAUCAAAGGAAAAAAGGUGGCAAGAGUAGCCAAUGCACGGUUGGACACAUUCAGCAGGGAAGUCUUCCGACACGAGGGUCUGAAAAACCUUGUGCGCCUAGCAAGAGUGCGAAAUCAUUACAUCUUUUCAGUGGAGUCGACAGGUAUCUUGCCUCCAGAUGUGCUGGUGACUGAAGCCAUCAAGAUACUGAUGGGAAAGUGUCAGCGUUUCCUGAAUGAACUGGACACGGUGCCUAUGGAGUGAGCAGGCUGUAGCCAAGAAGCACAACCCUGUGCUGCUGUUUCGGGCUUCCUACUCUGGCCUGCAGGAGUGGUUCUUCUGCCCUAGGCGUAAGUUUUGAGAUGGAUUUGUUAAGAGCCCUGGGACCAUCUCUUUGAACUUGUUUUAUGUGUGACGAGCCUCAGUGAGGAGAUGCACUGAAAUAAAAGCUUUCUUUUACCUCUG
Molecule: messenger RNA, 1255 nt
Organism: Centrocercus urophasianus (Greater sage-grouse)
Lineage: Eukaryota; Metazoa; Chordata; Aves; Galliformes; Phasianidae
Gene: POLR1C
Product: RNA polymerase I and III subunit C
Exons: 9
Coding region: 14-1054 (346 amino acids)
Biological process (GO): DNA-templated transcription
Cellular component (GO): RNA polymerase III complex; RNA polymerase I complex
Molecular function (GO): protein dimerization activity; DNA binding
Source: RefSeq, a predicted model, not a curated record